This is a messenger RNA of Eptesicus fuscus (big brown bat), 4041 nucleotides long. It is a transcript of the gene ZC3H7A, whose product is annotated as zinc finger CCCH-type containing 7A. The coding region runs from base 401 to 3316 and encodes 971 amino acids. Gene Ontology annotation, biological process: miRNA processing. The transcript has 24 exons. The record is from RefSeq and is a predicted model, not a curated record. NCBI's taxonomy places the organism in Eukaryota, Metazoa, Chordata, Mammalia, Chiroptera, Vespertilionidae. Gene Ontology annotation, molecular function: protein binding; miRNA binding; metal ion binding.
CCGCCGCCACCGCCGCCGGUCGCGGAGGGAAGCUGCGAGCGAGCGCCGAGGCCGCCACCGCCGCCCUGUCGCCCGCUCCCCUGCGCGCCGCCGCCCUCUUUCCCGCCCGCUGGCCGGCGCGGCCGUCCCCGCAGAGAGGAAGGGAGAGGGAGAGAGAGAAACAUCAGUGAAGAGAGAAUCAUUGAUUGGCUGCCUCCUGCACCCUGCUACCGGGAAUCAAGCCUGCAACCCCGGCAUGUGCCCUGACCGGUAAUUGAGCCAUGACCUAGUGGUUCAUAGGUCGAGCUCAACUGCUGAGCCACAUUGGCUGGACAGAGACUUCACAUCAUUUUUGUUGAUUCCUUCCAUACAGAGGUGGUGUAUGAGAUUGUUCACUUAGAAAGUGAAUGUGUGGGGUAACAUGUCCAGUGUGUCCGAGGAGAGAAGAAAAAGGCAGCAGAGCAUUAAGGAAGGACUACAGUUUAUACAGUCACCACUGUCAUACCCCGGAACACAGGAACAAUAUGCGGUAUAUUUACGUGCUCUUGUGAGAAAUCUUUUUAAUGAAGGAAAUGAUGUUUAUCGGGAAGGUGAUUGGAAUGGCUCGAUGAGCCAAUACACGGAAGCUUUGAAUAUAGCUGAUUAUGCAAAGUCUGAAGAAAUUUUAAUACCUAAAGAAAUCAUUGAAAAACUACAUAUAAAUCGGAUUGCUUGUUAUUCUAAUAUGGGUUUCCUUGAUAAAAUUAUAGAAGACUGUGAUAAAGUCCUCAGUUUAAAUGCCAGUAACUGCAAAGCUCUGUAUCGGAAAUCUAAGGCUCUAAGUAAUUUGGGAAGAUACAGAGAGGCUUAUGACGCAGUAGCCAAGUGCUCCUUAGCGGUGCCUCAGGAUGAACAUGUAAUAAAACUAACUCAAGAACUAGCUCAGAAAUUGGGAUUUAAAAUAAGAAAAGCAUAUGUUAGAACCGAGCAGUCAUUAAAAUCAGUUCCUGGGGACAGGGCUACCAAGGCUUUGAACUGUUCUGUUGAAGAUAUCGAGCCAGAUUUAUUAACGCCAAGGCAAGAAGCACCUCCUAUUGUUUCUGUCCCGGCAUCCGGUUUCUCUCACCACGUUGGAAGUGAGCUGGCCUCAGUUUCAGUUAUGUCCUUAACUUCUGUUUUGCCACUGCAAGUGGAAGAGAGCUCUCUGCCAUCAACAGUUUUGGCAAAUGGAGGAAAGAUCCCCUUCACAAUGCCGGAAGCUUAUGUAGAUGAUGGAGAUAUGGUCCUUGGAGAGGAAAUAGAUGACCUCCUUGAUUCCGCCCCUGAAACUAAUGACACUGUUAUGCCAUCAGCUUUAGUCAGAGGACCCCUCCCGACAGCCAGUGUCACCCCUAGCAUACCCUUUUCAGCGUCUCUGUUGAGCACCUUGCCCAUUGGUGCGAGGUAUGCCCCUCCACCUUCCUUCUCAGAGUUGUAUCCACCUUUGACCUCAUCCUUAGAAGAUUUCUGUUCUUCUUUAAAUUCAUUUUCAAUGAGUGAAUCCAAACGAGAUCUGCCCACCUCAACUUCUAGAGAGGGAACAUCGCUUAACAACAGUAAUUCUUCCCUUUUACUUAUGAAUGGACCAGGAAGUUUGUUUGCUUCUGAGAGUUUCCUGGGAAUUUCAAGUCACCCUAGAAAUGACUUUGGAAACUUUUUUGGAAGUACAAUUACAAAACCACCUUCAUCAGUGACCCCAAGACAUCCCCUAGAAGGAACCCAUGAACUGAGACAAGCUUGUCAGAUCUGUUUUGUAAAAUCAGGCCCUAAGUUAAUGGAUUUCACUUACCUUGCUGAUACAGACCAUAAAUGUAAGAAAGAUAUUUUAAUUGGUAGGAUAAAGAAUGUUGAAGAUAAAUUAUGGAAAAAAAUACGCCCCAGACCAACAAAAACAAAUUAUGAAGGACCUUAUUAUAUAUGUAAAGAUGUUGCUGCGGAGGAGGAAUGUAGAUAUUCAGGCCACUGCACAUUUGCUUAUUGCCAAGAAGAGAUAGAUGUGUGGACGCUGGAGCGGAAAGGGGCAUUCAGUAGAGAGGCUUUCUUUGGUGGCAACGGAAAGGUCCACCUUACUGUAUUCAAACUUCUGCAAGAGCAUCUAGGCGAAUUUAUAUUCCUUUGUGAGAAAUGUUUUGAUCAUAAGCCUAGAAUGAUCAGUAAAAGAAAUAAAGAUAAUUCUACUUCUUGUUCUCACCCGGUUACAAAGCAUGAGUUUCAAGACAAUAAGUGCCUUGUCCACAUUUUGCGAGAGACAACAGUAAAAUAUUCUAAAAUACGUUCUUUUCAUGGUCAGUGUCAGCUUGAUUUAUGUCGACAUGAGGUUCGAUAUGGCUGUUUAAGGGAAGAUGAGUGCUUUUAUGCUCACAGUCUUGUAGAAUUGAAAGUCUGGAUAUUGCAGAGUGAAACAGGUAUCUCACAUGAUGCUAUUGUUCAAGAAUCUAAAAGAUAUUGGCAAAAUUUGGAAGCAAAUAUGCCUGGAGCACAGGUACCUGGCAAUCAAAUAAUGCCUGGAUUUCUUAAUAUGAAGAUAAAAUUUGUGUGUGCUCAGUGUCUGAGAAAUGGUCAAGUCACUGAACCAGAUAAAAACAGAAAAUAUUGUAGUGCAAAAGCAAGGCAUUCGUGGACCAAAGAUCGUCGUGCGAUGAGAGUGAUGUCUGUUGAACGUAAGAAGUGGAUGAACAUCCGUCCUCUCCCCACAAAGAAACAAAUGCCUUUACAGUUUGAUCUGUGCAAUCAUAUUGCUUCUGGGAAAAAGUGUCAAUAUGUUGGAAACUGCUCUUUUGCUCAUAGUCCUGAGGAACGAGAAGUGUGGACUUAUAUGAAGGAAAAUGGGAUACAAGAUAUGGAGCAGUUUUAUGAACUCUGGCUAAAGAGUCAAAAAAAUGAAAAAAGUGAUGAUGUAGCCAGUCAGUCCAACAAGGAAAAUGGAAAACAAAUUCACAUGCCGACAGAUUAUGCUGAAGUUACUGUGGACUUCCACUGCUGGAUGUGUGGGAAGAACUGCAACAGUGAGAAGCAGUGGCAAGGCCACAUCUCCUCGGAGAAGCACAAAGAGAAGGUUUUCCACACCGAAGACGACCAGUACUGCUGGCAGCAUCGCUUUCCAACAGGAUAUUUUAGUAUUUGUGAUAGGUAUAUGAAUGGUACCUGCACAGAAGGGAGCAGCUGUAAAUUUGCACAUGGAAAUGCUGAACUUCACGAAUGGGAAGAAAGAAGAGAUGCCCUAAAGAUGAAGCUCAACAAAGCAAGGAAAGAUCACUUAAUUGCCCCAAAUGAUAAUGACUUUGGAAAAUAUAGUUUUUUGUUUAAAGAUUUAAACUAAUAUGCUGGCUUUUAUGUACGUUACCUAAUCAGAGCAUUGACCAGAAAAAUUGAAAGUGUUCUAAGGAACGUAGCAGAGGAGCUGCAGAUUUUCUGCUUGUAUUGGCGUCUAUCCUCCCUCCUGAGCAGCAACCACAGUAGGUAGGAAAAGGGCUGUUUAACAGGUUUGGCCAUGCUCUCACAGCACCAUUGGCAUCAAAUGGCGAAGCGACUGCUUCCCGGUUGCCAUCUGUUGAACAGAUUUUUGGAUGAAGUGUGUUGGGGAAGAGGAUAAGGUUAUGUCUAGGACAAUUCCUUGAGAUGGUCCUUCAGAUAAGAACCAUGAUGGUGAGAGAUUAAAUACUUGUACUAGAAUCAGAACACAUGAUGGAUGAAAUUCUUUACACAUUUUAAGCAGAAUGAAUUUCUUUAAUAAAGUUUGCUACUUAUCUGUAUGUAGGUUGCUAAAAAGGAUUUUCUUAACUCAGAUUUUAAGCCAAAUAACCAUUUAACACUAGUAUACGUUAAAUGGGGUAUUUUUCUCUAUUUGAAUGUUUCACUAUAUAAGGGAACCGAGGAUAAAAAUGUGCAUUGAGAAUAUUUUGAAAAAUAAUCAGCUGACUUAAAUUUUAUUUCUUGGUCUUUUGCUGUUUAAAUGAUGAUUUUGAAAGAUUAAACAUGUACUGUUGGUAUUGUGUAGUGUAUGGACCAAUAUUGCCUGUAAUAAAGAUUUUAUAUGUAGAUGUC